Cebus imitator (Panamanian white-faced capuchin) is the source of this 933-nucleotide messenger RNA. RefSeq names its product fibroblast growth factor receptor 4. The record is from RefSeq and is a predicted model, not a curated record. Gene Ontology annotation, molecular function: ATP binding; fibroblast growth factor binding; fibroblast growth factor receptor activity. Gene Ontology annotation, biological process: cell surface receptor protein tyrosine kinase signaling pathway; positive regulation of kinase activity; regulation of bile acid biosynthetic process. Gene Ontology annotation, cellular component: signaling receptor complex. NCBI's taxonomy places the organism in Eukaryota, Metazoa, Chordata, Mammalia, Primates, Cebidae. The transcript has 5 exons. The coding region runs from base 292 to 888 and encodes 198 amino acids.
GCCUCUUAGAUCCUUGAUGUAAUUGCAUCCUUGAAACUGCUAUGACAGGUAGGGUGUGACCCACUGCUCCAUUUCCUACAAGAUGACCCUGAAAUUCAGAGAUGCUAGGAGACUUUUUCAAGGCCACACAGACUAGCAAGGAUUGUGGCCUAGGUGACCCCUAGGUCCAGUGCUCCUUGUUCUGGCCCUGCCUCUGCGGUCUCCCUCCUGUAGUUGGAGGGCAGCUUUACCCCAUCUGCUGCCUUUGCAGGCAACGCUUCUGACAAGGACUUGGCAGACCUGGUUUCGGAGAUGGAGGUGAUGAAGCUGAUUGGCCGACACAAGAACAUCAUCAACCUGCUGGGUGUCUGCACCCAGGAAGGGCCCCUGUAUGUGAUCGUGGAGUGCGCCGCCAAGGGAAACCUGCGGGAGUUCCUGCGGGCCCGGCGCCCCCCAGGCCCCGACCUCAGCCCUGACAGUCCUCGAAGCAGUGAGGGGCCGCUGUCCUUCCCAGUCCUGGUCUCCUGCGCCUACCAGGUGGCCCGAGGCAUGCAGUAUCUGGAGUCUCGGAAGUGUAUCCACCGUGACCUGGCUGCCCGCAAUGUGCUGGUGACCGAGGACAAUGUGAUGAAGAUUGCUGACUUUGGGCUGGCCCGAGGUGUCCACCACAUUGACUACUAUAAGAAAACCAGCAAUGGCCGCCUGCCUGUCAAGUGGAUGGCGCCCGAGGCCUUGUUUGACCGAGUGUACACACACCAGAGUGAUGUGUGGUCUUUUGGGAUCCUGCUGUGGGAGAUCUUCACCCUCGGGGGCUCCCCAUACCCUGGCAUCCCGGUGGAGGAGCUGUUCUCGCUGCUGCGGGAGGGACAUCGGAUGGACCGGCCCCCACACUGCCCCCCGGAACUGUGAGGCCUCAUCCUGCCCCUGUCCCCAACUUUCCAAUCCUCCUCCUUC